ACAGCGGCCCGAGUAAACAAGCCGCGCCGCCGCGGCCGGGCCGCUGCCCCCGCCCGCCGCCGGAGCCCGAGCCCGAGCUCAGGCCGAGUCCUGCCGCUGCUCGCCGGCCGGGGCAGGCCGCGCGCCGCCUUCCCGCCUCCGCGCCGUGACGCUGCUGCCGGGCGCGGGGACCGCGCCGAAGCAGGCCCCGCCGCCGGGCUCUCCGCGCGGCCGAGGGGCGCCGGAGCCGCCGCCACCGCCGCCGCGCUUGCCCGGAAAAGUUUCCCCGCCCGGGCUCCCUGGGAGCUUCCGGCCUCCCUCCUCCUACCCUAGCCCUGCCCAUUUCAGCCUCAUGCCCCCACCAACCAGCCCGGGACCACAAGCAGGGAACAGGCGAGUGCGAGCCAAGGCCUUGUGACCAGGCCGAGGAGACAGGAGCUCCGAGGUCCCGGCCACCUGCCCCCCACAUGGAGCUGAGGCCCUGGUUGCUCUGGGUGGUCGCGGCAGCAGGAGCCCUGGUCCUGCUGGCAGCCGAUACCUGUGGCCAGAAGGUCUUCACCAAUACGUGGGCUGUGCGCAUCCGUGGGGGCCCAGCGGUGGCCGGCAGCGUGGCACGGAAGCAUGGAUUCGUCAACCUGGGCCAGAUCUUCGGCGACUAUUACCACUUCUGGCAUCGCGCAGUGACAAAGCGGUCCCUGUCGCCUCACCGCCCGCGGCACAGCCGGCUGCAGAGGGAGCCUCAAGUGCAGUGGCUAGAGCAGCAGGUGGCCAAGCGACGGAGCAAACGUGAUGUGUACCAGGAACCCACAGAUCCCAAGUUCCCCCAGCAAUGGUACCUGUCUGGUGUCACCCAGCGGGACCUGAACGUGAAGGAAGCCUGGGCCCAAGGCUACACAGGGCACGGCAUUGUGGUUUCCAUUCUGGAUGAUGGCAUUGAGAAGAACCACCCGGACUUGGCAGGCAAUUAUGACCCUGGGGCCAGUUUCGAUGUCAACGACCAGGACCCCGACCCGCAGCCUCGGUACACACAGAUGAAUGAUAAUAGGCACGGAACACGGUGUGCAGGUGAAGUGGCUGCGGUGGCCAACAAUGGUGUUUGCGGUGUGGGUGUGGCCUACAACGCCCGCAUUGGAGGGGUGCGCAUGCUGGAUGGCGAGGUGACAGAUGCAGUGGAGGCACGUUCGCUAGGCCUGAACCCCAACCACAUCCACAUCUACAGCGCCAGCUGGGGCCCCGAGGACGAUGGCAAGACCGUGGACGGACCAGCUCGCCUGGCAGAGGAGGCCUUCUUCCGGGGGGUUAGCCAGGGCCGAGGGGGGCUGGGCUCCAUCUUUGUCUGGGCCUCUGGAAACGGGGGCCGGGAGCACGACAGCUGCAACUGUGACGGCUACACCAACAGCAUCUACACACUGUCCAUCAGCAGCGCCACACAGUUUGGCAACGUGCCCUGGUACAGCGAGGCCUGCUCGUCCACACUGGCCACCACCUACAGCAGCGGCAACCAGAACGAGAAGCAGAUCGUGACCACUGACUUGCGGCAGAAAUGCACAGAGUCUCACACGGGCACCUCAGCUUCCGCCCCCUUGGCAGCUGGCAUCAUCGCACUUACCCUUGAGGCCAACAAGAACCUUACCUGGCGGGACAUGCAGCACCUGGUAGUCCAGACCUCCAAGCCAGCUCACCUCAAUGCUAACGACUGGGCCACCAACGGUGUGGGCCGCAAAGUGAGCCACUCAUAUGGCUACGGGCUCCUGGAUGCAGGCGCCAUGGUGGCCUUGGCUCAGAACUGGACAACGGUGGCCCCCCAGCGGAAGUGUGUCAUUGACAUCCUCAUGGAGCCCCGGGACAUCGGGAAGCGGCUGGAGGUGCACAAGACAGUGACUGCCUGCCUGGGCCAGCCCAACCACAUUACCCGGCUGGAGCACGCCCAGGCACGGCUCACCCUGUCCUACAACCGCCGUGGUGACCUUGCUAUACAUUUGGUCAGCCCCAUGGGCACCCGCUCCACCCUGCUGGCUGCCAGGCCGCAUGACUACUCGGCAGAUGGCUUCAAUGACUGGGCCUUCAUGACCACCCAUUCCUGGGAUGAGGACCCCUCUGGCGAGUGGAUCCUGGAGAUUGAAAAUACCAGCGAAGCCAACAACUACGGGACACUGACCAAGUUCACCCUCGUGUUAUAUGGCACGGCUCCCGAAGGGCUGCCUACACCUCCCGAGAGCAGUGGCUGCAAGACACUCACGUCCAGCCAGGCCUGUGUAGUGUGCGAGGAAGGCUUCUCCCUGCACGAGAAGAGCUGCGUCCAGCACUGCCCACCAGGCUUUACUCCCCAAGUCCUUGACACACACUACAGUACCGAGAAUGAUGUGGAGACCAUCCAGGCCAGCGUCUGUGCCCCCUGCCAUGCCUCAUGUGCCACCUGCCAGGGGCUGGCCCCCACCGACUGCCUCAGCUGCCCCAGCCACGCCUCCCUGGACCCCAUGGAGCGGACGUGCUCCCGACAAGGCCAGAGCAGCCGCGAGUCCCCGUCGCAGCAGCAACAGCAGCAGCCACCAGGGCCACAACCUGAGGCUGUGGGGGAACCACGGCUACAGGCUGGGCUGCCGUCCUCACACCUGCCUGAGGUGGUAGCCGGCCUCAGCUGCGCCUUCAUUGUGCUGGUCUUCAUUACUGUCUUCCUGGUCUUGCAGCUGCGCUCGGGCUUCAGUUUCCGGGGGGUGAAGGUGUACACCAUGGACAGAGGCCUCAUUUCCUACAAGGGGCUGCCCCCUGAGGCCUGGCAGGAAGAGUGCCCGUCCGAUUCGGAGGAGGAUGAGGGCCGGGGCGAGAGGACCGCCUUCAUCAAAGACCAGAGCGCCCUUUGACGCGCCCGCUGCCUGCCCCUCAAGCCGAUCUCGUCUGGCACUUUUUACUUCACCAAAGUAUUUUUUUAAUCUUGGGACUGAGUUUGGGCCUCCGCUGGGGGGCCAGAGGGGGCAGACUACUUCUCACCUUCCCCUGGGGCCCAGCUGGCCUGUGAGGGCCUUGGGGAAGGGGGUGUCGGAGCAGGACCAGCUGAGGGUACAGAGGAGGGCCUCUGUCCACCCCAGUACCCUGCUCAUGUGGAGAAAGGAGCGAAACCUCUGGGGCCUGGCUAGCGUGCUGCUGGGUGGACGGGAAGGCCCUUCCUUGUUUGAGUCCUGCCCUGUGCUAGGGCUCCGCCUCUCCCCUGCCCUCUAAAGCAAUAAUGGUCCCCAUGCCAGCAGCAGGGCAGCUGGCCCCAGAGGGACUCGCAGAAGGCCACCUCUCCAAGGGCUUUUACGUUCCUGACCCAGUGACCCCAGCCCCGGUGAGCCUGGGUGGAAAUAGCUGUCAUAGGAAGGGACCAAGGGGAGGGUGGCGCUGCCUCCACACUUGGUGCCCACAGCACAGCCGGCUGCCAGGCUGAGCUGGGCUGUGGUGGCCCUGCCACCCUCCCCUCCCGCCAGGGCCCAUGUCCCUGUAUCUGAGCCCGGGGCUGCCUGGGCUGUUGGCACUCACAGUCCCGGAGCCCCUGGGUGGUGGUGGAGAGGGACGGUGGCCCCCGCUGGCCCCUCCUGCCUGCCAUCCGAUGCUGCUUUCCCCUGUGGGGACCUCAGGAGCUGUUUGAGGAUAUAUUUUCACUUUGUGAUGAUUUCACUUUAGAUGCUGAUUUUUUUUUUUUUUUUUGUAUUUUUACUGGGGGUAGCAGCUGGACCACCCACCUCCUCAUACCCACCAUCCACCCUGCCCUUUGCCAGCUGCCUUGGGCCAAGGUGUGGGGGCUGCAGCAGGUGGCUGAGGACCGUGGAGCAGCUGGGCCCCAAGUCCUGAGGUGGGCUCCAGGAAGGGGGGUCACGGUGGAGGAGGCAGGCCGACAUCUGCGUUGGCAGCAGGGGCUCACUGCGCCAAGGGCCUGUGUGUGGGGCACUGGCUCCCCAUGUGUGCUGGGGGUGGACAGGCAGUGACCCCGAGUACCCCCAACACCGUGCCCUGGUGGAGAAAAGCACUGACCUGUCACCCCCAGCCCCCUCUUCUGAUGUGCCUUUUGCACCCCUCCCAGUAGGACAAUCAGCCCCCUCCCACGUGGGAGCCCCCUUUUGUGCUCUCUCUCCCCAGUUCCCAGCCACCUGCCCAGGGGUGCCCCCUCCCCCAAACCCUCUUUCCACCCUGUGGCCAGCCCGGCUGGUUUUGUAAGAUACUGGGUUGGUACGCAGGGACUUUUUUUUUUUUUCUUGUAAUUUAAACAGGCCCAGCAUUGUUGGCUCUAUUUAAUGGACAUGAGAUAAUGUUAGAAGUUUUAAAGUGAUUAAACGUGCAGACUAUGCAAACAGGC
Messenger RNA from Ochotona princeps (American pika), 4309 nucleotides. RefSeq names its product furin, paired basic amino acid cleaving enzyme (gene FURIN). The transcript has 16 exons. Gene Ontology annotation, molecular function: serine-type endopeptidase activity. NCBI's taxonomy places the organism in Eukaryota, Metazoa, Chordata, Mammalia, Lagomorpha, Ochotonidae. Gene Ontology annotation, cellular component: Golgi membrane; trans-Golgi network. Gene Ontology annotation, biological process: peptide hormone processing. Bases 447 to 2840 code for a protein of 797 amino acids. The record is from RefSeq and is a predicted model, not a curated record.